UGGCAGAGCUGAUUGGUUGCAGUUUUGGAGACCGCGCGGGGUUUUUGUAGAGUUGUUUUGGGCUGAGUUCGCAGAGAAGAUAAUGGCCGGGCAGGGUGUUGUGCGGGAGCUGCUGGGCCCUCUGCACCCAUAUAAGAGCGACGACGAGGAGGACUGUGCGCAGGAGGAGGACGGGGAGCAGGACUCGGAGUUUGUGGAUGCGGAGGAGCUGUGCAGCGGGGGCAUCAAGGCGGGCAGCCUCCCUGGGCGCAUGAGAGUGUCUAUUCCUGAUGAAAAUACUAAAGAGAAAUGUACCGUGUAUGGACGUUUCCCACUCCAAGGUCCAUGGUGGCGCGUGAAGGUCCAGGUUGUGAAACCGGUGCGAUCCAAGAGCUAUCAAGUUCAAGGCUUUCCGUCAUACUUUCUGCAGGCUGAUAUGUCACCACCAGGUCAAAAACAUAUCUGUUCCCUUUUUCUUAAAGAAUGCAACUUAGCCCCUGAGCACAUACAGGCAUUUUUAGAAUGGGUAGAUAAAGUGUCAAGCUUUGAAAAGCUAAACUUUGGAAAUCUCCGGGAAAUGUUAAGAAGUUUCUACAUAGAAACCGAAAGGAAAGAUAAAAAGCAAUCUACACAGCGUGACCAGAGUGAUGAGCUGAAAGUGGAAAAAUCAUUCCCAUUUGUAACUGCAAUGACAGCUUUGCAGUUCCCCAAAGUCAUGGAAUUCCUUCCAACGCUUUUUCCUCGACACUUCAACAGGCUUAUCAGCUCAUGUUCUGAUUGGGUGCUUGGACGCAUAGAGGAGAUUCUGGGUACAGAACCGUGGAAGCUGGGCUUCAGGAGGAUAACCUACGCAGAGCUGAACCUGCUGCGCUGCGAGGCCAGCUGGAUGGUGUUCAGUCAGUGCCCCUCACUGCUCCGGCUGAUGACGCCCCUGCAGAAGAAUGCAUUGGUCCUAUAUUCUAAGCUGAGGCAGACAUGCAGAGAAGACGGGCACACUUACGUUGAAGUAAAGGACUUGACCUCGGGCUUGUCCGAGCAUAUGUCAUUCGAGGAAGCAUGUCAGUCUCUGGUGUUUCUGAGGGACAUUGAGGUGGUCACCUAUGAGAAGGACUGCGUCUUUCUUUAUGAGCUGUACCAGGCCGAGCAAGACAUAGCCUCCUCCAUAUGCGAGCUGAUGAACAGACCCCCGUGGCAUUUGAAAGUGGACGUGAAGAACGUCCUGGCGUCAAUUAGCGGCGCAAAGCGCUGCGAUCCAGGAAGUGCUGAGGUCGUGGAAGGGAGCAAGCCAGAUGAGGUGGGGUCAGAUCAGGGUGCCAGUGUUUUAGACGCCCAAGACAGCGGUGACCAUGUUAAAAGCAAUGGCAAAGAACACAUCGCGGAUGCAGAGAUAAACGACAUCCCACUGGAUCGAGAUCAGGUGGUUGCCCUGGAAACCAUCUGCACCAAUGCGGUGACAGUCCUCAGCGGGAAAGGCGGCUGUGGGAAGACCACCAUUGUUAGCCGUCUUUUUAAACACGUGGAGCAGCUAGAAGAAAGGGAAGUGCAGCAAGCCUGUGAAGAUUUUGAACAAGACCAGGAAGCCUCAGAAGAAUGGCUUGCCUUUCCUAAGCAGAGUCCAGCCGGGGUGGACAAGGCUAUAGAAGUUUUGCUCACCGCACCUACAGGGAAGGCAGCUGGCUUAUUGAGGCAGAAGACCGAGCUUCCGGCUUACACGCUAUGUCAGGUCAAUUACAGCUUCUAUAUGUGGAAGAAAAGUGAAGUGGACAAGCCGUGGAAAUUCUCUACAGUUCGAGUUCUGGUUGUGGACGAAGGGAGUUUGGUGUCUGUAGGAAUCUUCAAGUCAGUUCUGAAGUUACUGCGUGAACACUCCAAACUGUCUAAACUAAUAAUCCUUGGUGAUAUUAGACAGUUACCCAGUAUUGAACCUGGUAACUUGCUGCAGGAUAUUUUUGAGACUCUUAAGUCAAGACAGUGUGCCAUCGAACUAAAGACAAACCACAGGACAGAGUCUCAGCUGAUUGUAGACAAUGCUACAAGAAUCUCCAGGCGUCAGUUUCCAGAAUUUGAUGCAGAAUUAAGUAUCUCUGAUAAUUCUACGUUACCCCUCUCCAUUCAAGAUAAGACAUUUAUUUUUGUGAGACUUCCUGAAGAGGACGGCAGUUCUCAGUCAUCUAAAGGUGAACACCGAUCUAAUUUAUAUUCUGCAGUUAAAACUUUGCUUCAAGGAAAGGACUUCUGCAGUUUUGAAUGUUCAAAAACAUCGCAAUUUAUUGCAUUUAGAAGACAAGACUGUGACCUCAUCAAUGACUGCUGCUGCAAGCACUAUGCAGACCACAUCAUCAAAGACCAUGAGAAGAAACUCGUCUUUGCCAUUGGCGAUAAGAUCUGUUGUACCCGGAAUGCGUACCUCUCGGAAUUACUCCCUGACAAUGACCAGGAAGCCAACGGGAAAGGCUCUGGAGAUGCCCCUGGUGAUGAUGCUAAAACCAAACAGGAUUUUGAAAAUAGCAUUCGGCUGUGCAAUGGGGAAAUAUUUUUCAUAACACGGGAUGUAACCGACGUAACUUCCAGAAGAAAAAGACUUUUGACCAUUAAUAAUGAGGCUGGCUUAGAAGUGACUGUGGACUUUAGCAAACUAAUGGCAAACUGUCAAAUAAAGCACGCCUGGGCAAGGACCAUUCAUACUUUUCAGGGGUCCGAGGAGAACACAGUUGUCUAUGUAGUGGGGAAGGCAGGCCGCCAGCACUGGCAACACGUUUACACAGCAGUGACCCGGGGCCGCUCCAGAGUGUACAUCAUCGCGGAAGAGUCUGAACUCAGAAGUGCCAUCCGGAAACGCAGUUUCCCCAGACAGACGCGUUUGAAACACUUCUUGCAGAAGAAGCUCUCCGACAGCUGUGCACCUUCACCAGGUUUCCCAUCUCAGCCGUCGAGCCCUCGAGUUGGAGGAAGACAGGGCACGCCGCCUUCAGCAUCUCCCCUCUGUAGAACCCCAGACAACAAAGCUACUGCAAACAGCGCUAGCGGUGAGGCGUCUUCAGCCACAAAGGAGAGGUUCUCCUUUGACGAAGGAUGGUUGUCAACUUCCUUCAAUGAUAUGGACACAGAAGAAGAGUCAGCGCAGCUCAGACGGUCCAAAAGAACUGGUGACGGCUUUCCAUUUGAUGAAGAAAGCCCCAGUAAAUUCCGUAUGGUUGAAGAAUCAUCUCCACAAGUGUCUUCUAUAUUUCAGAAUCUGAGGUUGAAUAAACUAAUUCCCAGACAACUUUUUAAACCCACGGACAAUCAAGAAACAGCUAAGUCAGGUGUGAUGGAUCACACCAAUGAUCCCAGCAAUCCAGAGAUGGAAACAGGGUCCUGAGUUCAUGGCCAGCCUGGGCAACAUCACAAGACCCUGUUCAG
Messenger RNA from Arvicanthis niloticus (Nile rat), 3381 nucleotides. NCBI's taxonomy places the organism in Eukaryota, Metazoa, Chordata, Mammalia, Rodentia, Muridae. The record is from RefSeq and is a predicted model, not a curated record.